GACCCACAAUUAUCUAGCCCAAGUUUAGUUUAAAGCCCAACAUCAGCCAAUUUAGCAGCCUUGGAAGCUAGGGUUUUAUAUAAGAUUUCCUUUAACUUAAAACCCCUUUCCCUGCGACGGCAAACGCAAUACUGUGUCGAAAUGGUGACCUACAAGUUCCAUCAGUACCAGGUUGUUGGGAGAGCUUUGCCUACUGAAACAGAUGAACAUCCCAAGAUUUAUCGUAUGAAGUUGUGGGCUACCAAUGAAGUUCGUGCUAAGUCCAAAUUCUGGUAUUUCUUGAGGAAGCUUAAGAAGGUGAAGAAGAGCAAUGGUCAGAUGCUAGCUAUUAAUGAGAUCUUUGAGAAGAACCCAACAACAAUCAAGAAUUACGGUAUUUGGCUACGUUACCAAAGUAGAACUGGAUAUCACAACAUGUACAAGGAGUACCGUGAUACCACAUUGAAUGGUGGUGUGGAGCAGAUGUACACUGAGAUGGCUUCUCGCCACAGAGUUCGCCAUCACUGCAUCCAGAUCAUAAAGACGGCCACCAUUCCAGCUAAGCUCUGCAAGAGGGAGAGCACAAAGCAGUUCCAUAACUCCAAGAUCAAGUUCCCCUUGGUGUUACAGAAGGUCAGGCCACCGUCUAGGAAACUCAAGACCACGUACAAGGCUACUAGGCCCAACUUGUUCAUGUAACAUGUUUGGUCAUAUUUACAGUGAGAAGCAACUUCAGAUUUCUGCAAUUUUGGUGCUUUAGUUGAGUUGAUUUAAGAUUCUGUGUAAGAGAGAAGUGAAACCUUUUUGUUCUGAUGGUGGUUAUUAGAAUAUUUUUAAGCAUGGAUUUCUGUUUGCUUUUGUCAUUGAAGUUCUUGCUAAUAUAUUCUGUUAGCAUUGGUGGUA
Messenger RNA from Lycium barbarum (goji berry), 882 nucleotides. RefSeq names its product large ribosomal subunit protein eL20. The record is from RefSeq and is a predicted model, not a curated record. Gene Ontology annotation, molecular function: structural constituent of ribosome. Bases 142 to 678 code for a protein of 178 amino acids. Gene Ontology annotation, cellular component: ribosome; cytosolic large ribosomal subunit. The transcript is spliced from 4 exons. Gene Ontology annotation, biological process: translation. NCBI's taxonomy places the organism in Eukaryota, Viridiplantae, Streptophyta, Magnoliopsida, Solanales, Solanaceae.